UCUAGUAGUUAUCAUAGGGAAAUUGAAAUCAAAGGACUAAGACAUGUUAAAACUUUUAAUUUGCAUUUUAUUUUUUGAUGGAUUAUUUUCAUACAAAAUUCACCGAGGAAUACAUAUACGAGCUGCUGGGGACCUUAGUAAUGACCAGUUACUGGAAAUAGAUCUCUACUUGCGGAGAUAUGGCUACUUAGAUGACCAGAUGCCUGGGACGAGAAUUUUAGCUUCAACAGAGAAAAGAAAAUAUGCAUUACAAUUUUUCCAGAAUUACAACAAGAUUGCUAUUACUGGUGUAUAUGAUGAUGCUACAGCUGCACUGUUUGCUAAAGAAAGAUGUGGCUGUCCUGAUGUGAUGCCACAAAAAAACGAAGCAGCUUUUUCUAAGAAAAAAAACCCUCCAACUCCUGUGCAGUUUAACUUAGGAACAAAAUGGAACAAGAACCAAGUUACAUGGCGACUUAAUUCAUUCAGUAGAAAAAUAACCAAUAAUCAAGUUAGAGUUGAAACAAGAAGAGCCUUUGACUUGUGGAGUAAAAAUGCCAACCUUCAGUUUGUGGAGCUACAGUCUGGAGACGCAGACAUAGAUAUUGAUUUUGGAAGAAGAGAACACGGUGACGGAGCGGGAAAUGCAUUUGAUGGACCUGGACGUGUGCUUGCUCAUGCUUUCUUCCCUCCCUUUGGAGAUACCCACUUUGAUGAAGAUGAAGGAUGGGUGGUUAACAGAACAGGGGUAGACUACUUUACUGUAGCAGCACAUGAAUUUGGACACGCCCUCGGAUUAGGACAUUCUGAGAUCAGACAGGCGCUAAUGGCACCCUUUUACACUGGCUACAAUCCAAACUUCGAACUUAAUUCUGACGACAUUGCUGGAAUACAGGCUCUAUAUGGUGCACCAAGGAAUCAGCCGCAACCAAGACCGACUACUCCUAGAACCACAAUGCCUCCAGUGGUAGUAACGGAACCCCCACCUCCAAGGCCACCACCAACUACCAGACCAACUAUUUGUGAUAUCCCUUAUAAUGCUGCGGUAAAAGAUUUUAAUGGAGAUUUAUUAGUUUUCAUGGGAAGAGCCUACAUGCUGAGAAUUGAUCCAAAUGGAGGUUUAGUGACUACAAUGACUCAACGAACAGUGUUUCAAAGGUCUCCAAUCCGUCCGGAUGCGGCCACCGAAGUGAUGAGUGGCAGUAGAAUUGUGAUGAUGAAAGGACGGUUAUUAUACCAUUUUAGUCGAAGUGGUAGAAGACUAUCAAGAAGGUGGAUCACUGGAGGAGGAUCGACGAUGCCCGAGCAAGCUAGGGCAGCUUUAUCUUUUAGUUCAAACGACAUUUCUGUGUUUGGAGCUAGUCAAGUAUGGAAACUGAAUCCAAACACUGGUAGAGUUAUCUCUGGAAGUCAUCGAUACAUUGGGAAUGAGUUUCCUGGAGUACCUAAUAGGAUUGACGCUGCUGUUAUUCGAGAUGAUAACACUAUUUUGUUCUUUAAAGGAAGAUCAACGAUGUAUGUGUUUGAUAGAAGACAAAAUCGUGUUGUACGUACUGUAGACAAAGGGAAUGAACUCAUGUCUAGCACCUGUGAUGUUUAAUCAUCUGGCGUCCAGUGAGAAGAUAUUUACUGGAUAAUCAUCAUAUACAUACACACAACGUAUUUUGACUUUGAAAUUUCACAUAUCAUCUGAACUUUUUCUGCGGCGUUUCGUUGAAUAAUGAAACACAACAACAUUAAUAGAUGACGUCGCCAUUAACGCAUCAUGAACCCCAUAUGAAACUUCUUAACCCCAUACGGUCUCAUAGGGGGUCACCACAUCACGGCGUUUUACAAAUCACAACGUGAUAAUUUAUCUGUGGUCCGAUAACAUCAUUUAAAUCUCUGGAAAAUAAACAUUUCAUUACAUGAGUUUUAUUUUAAUUCUAAGCGAGGUCAAAUUGCUUAGUAUACAACAAUUGUAUUUUGAGUUUCUUUCUAAUAAAGAGUUGUUAUAUU
Molecule: messenger RNA, 1977 nt
Organism: Mytilus trossulus (common blue mussel)
Lineage: Eukaryota; Metazoa; Mollusca; Bivalvia; Mytilida; Mytilidae
Product: matrix metalloproteinase-19-like
Exons: 11
Coding region: 44-1579 (511 amino acids)
Biological process (GO): proteolysis; extracellular matrix organization; collagen catabolic process
Cellular component (GO): extracellular matrix
Molecular function (GO): metalloendopeptidase activity; zinc ion binding
Source: RefSeq, a predicted model, not a curated record